Messenger RNA from Durusdinium trenchii, 657 nucleotides. The record is from the annotation of a GenBank genome assembly. Lineage: Eukaryota; Dinophyceae; Suessiales; Symbiodiniaceae.
AUGUCCUAUGGCGAUGCGGCGAGUUCCGCCGGUGCACCGCGGAUGCCACGCAAAGGCUUCAAGCUGGUGCUGCUGGGGGAUGCCUCGGUGGGGAAGUCGAGCAUCCUGAUGAGGUUCUUGCACAACAAGUUCUCAGAAGAAAUCGAAACCACCGUUGGUGCAGCCUUCAACACCAAGACCAUUGAGUCCAGGGGCCGUCAGGUGAAGUUCGAAAUCUGGGACACCGCUGGGCAAGAACGAUUUCGCAGCCUAGCACCCAUGUACUACAGGGGGGCAUCUGCAGCGGUGGUCGUCUACGACCAAACCAAUGCAGUGACCUUCGAGCGGGCACAAGAGUGGGUGCGGCAGGUCAUGUCCACCAGUACCAAUCCCAACAUCGUCAUCGCCCUGGCAGCCAACAAGGCCGACAUGGAAGAUAAGCGACAAGUGCCGUGGGAAAAGGCAGAAGCCUUUGCGCAGCAAGAAGGUUUGUUCUUGCUGGACACUUCAGCCAUGAGUGGCAAGAAUGUGCUCAGACUAUUCGAGGGUGUUGCUGAGCUACUUCCGGACGAGCCAUUUGUACCCCAGCAACGAGGUCUUCAAGUGACCACGAACGUGGGGUCAACCAACGGAGCCGGAGAUGGAAAACCUCCAUCAAGACGCCUUUGUUGCCAAUGA